UGUCUAAUCUUUAGAACUCGGCUGUGGAAAAAAUUCAAUCCAACAACGAACCAUGAGCGGAUGUCCGUUUUUUGCGAAAACUCACCAAUUUCCAACCAGUCCCAGCGAGGAGAACGAUGAUGCCCAAAAAGACACUGACAAAUCUUCCAAAGGAGAAAUCUUCUAUGGAGAGUACCUUCAGCUGGAUAAGAUCAUUACUGCUCAGAAACUACAGAGCGAACUGAAGGGCAACAAAAUCCACGAUGAGCAUCUGUUCAUAGUCACCCACCAAUCAUAUGAGUUAUGGUUUAAGCAGGUUAUGUGGGAGCUCGAUUCUGUGCGGGAACUGUUCAUCCACAAUCACGUUCGCGAUGAGCGCAACAUGCUGAAGGUGGUGAGCCGCAUCCACAGGAUCACUAUGAUCUUCAAGCUGCUGGUGGACCAGUUUGCUGUGCUGGAGACCAUGACUGCUUUGGAUUUCUUCGAUUUCCGGGAGUAUUUAUCCUCAGCUUCCGGUUUCCAAAGUCUUCAGUUUCGUCUUCUUGAGAAUAAGUUUGGGGUUUCGGAGAAACUGAGAGUUCCCUACAACCGGCGUCACUACAGAGACAAAUUCCAAGGGCAGGAGAGCGAGUCACUGGUCCAGACGGAGCAAGAGCCCACACUCCUGCAGCUCGUCGAGAAAUGGCUGGAGAGAACACCUGGUCUUGAAAAGGACGGCUUUGACUUCUGGGGAAAACUCCAAGCAAACAUUGCGGAAGGUUACAGGAUGGAGAAACAGACGCUUGAAAAAAUGGCUAAUUGUGAGAAAAAGCAGGACCUGCUGGAGGAUCUCACCAAGCAGAUGGAAGUGUUUACGUAUCUGUUUGACUCCAAGCAUCAUGAACAUCUCUUAAGCAAAGGGGAUCGCCGGUUGUCCUACAGAGCCCUCCAGGGAGCCCUAAUGAUUUACUUUUAUAGAGAGGAGCCUCGGUUUCAGGUGCCGUUCCAGCUCCUGACGUACCUGAUGGAGGUUGAUACGCUUAUGACCAAAUGGAGAUAUAAUCACGUGUGCAUGGUGCACAGAAUGAUCGGAAAUAAAGCGGGCACGGGAGGCUCUUCGGGUUACCAUUACCUCCGCUCGACCGUCAGCGACCGUUACAAAGUGUUUGUGGAUUUGUUCAACCUGGCGACAUACCUGGUCCCGCGGGCCUGGGUCCCCAAGCUGAACCCCACCGUGUACAAGUUCCAGUACAUCGCAGAGUGCAACGACAGCUCGUACAGCUCCAGCGGCUCGUGCAGCAGUGAGGAAGACUAACCAGACUAACCACACUACCCUCAGACACGCUAAUUCCCAAAAAUAAAAAGGAUCGCUGGGUGAAUUUUAGAAUUCGUUAUAUCAUAAUUAAGCUAAUCCGGUAGUGGUAUUUUUGUAUAUAUUAUUUAUUAGUUCUGGCAUGUACACAAUUAUAUAACCAUCUAUAGGGCCUGGGAGCCAUCUUGAAUUUGACCUAUACAUUAUAUGGACAAAUGUUUAUGGACACCUCAUGUGUGUUUGUUUUUUUCCCCCAUUCCUCAUUUAGUCCCCAUUUACUUUCAUGAUAACCACUCUUCUGGGAAGAUGUUCCACUAGAUUGAUUUUGGAGUGUUGAUGUAAGAGGAAGUGAGGAGGCCUGGGGUGGAGAUCUUCCAACCCAUGUAAAGCACAUCAUGGAGCUGGCUUUGCGCGUUGUCAUGCCGGAACGCCAUUGGGCUCCUAGAUGUCCAAAAAGAUCCAAAGACUGUACAAUCCUAUGGGAACAUUUUGGGGGGAAGAACUUCACAAGUCAUUUUUGUUGCAAUCCAUAAAGCUUUUUCUCCAUAUAGUGUGCUAGCAGGUGCAUUUUUUACAUAUGUAUUUCAAGACACUGUAGUUCAACCGAUGUAGAAACAUUGUGUAUUAUAUAUUAUUAUAGUCUGAUUUUUUUACUGCACGCUUUCAGAAGUGUGUGAGUUCGGAAAUUAAAAUUCUAAAACGGUUUCGAAAUUG
Silurus meridionalis is the source of this 1984-nucleotide messenger RNA. It is a transcript of the gene tdo2b, whose product is annotated as tryptophan 2,3-dioxygenase b. Gene Ontology annotation, molecular function: heme binding; metal ion binding; L-tryptophan 2,3-dioxygenase activity. The coding region runs from base 53 to 1273 and encodes 406 amino acids. The record is from RefSeq and is a predicted model, not a curated record. NCBI's taxonomy places the organism in Eukaryota, Metazoa, Chordata, Actinopteri, Siluriformes, Siluridae. The transcript is spliced from 12 exons.